Messenger RNA from Lactuca virosa, 231 nucleotides. The record is from the annotation of a GenBank genome assembly. Lineage: Eukaryota; Viridiplantae; Streptophyta; Magnoliopsida; Asterales; Asteraceae.
AGCGGGGGGCUAAAAAUAAUAUUAAAAAAAAAGGAAGGUAUAUAUAGAGGUGCAGUCGUGCAGAUUUCAGAGAGAAUCAUUGGAGAUGAAUUCAAAGAGAGAGAAACCAACGACGAAAAUGGCGUAUUAGCACUGAAUUUCGCAAUCUCAGCGCCUUUUUUUCAAUUUCCUCAACCUCAGAGUCAUAUUCUUCCGCGAAGUGCUCUGAUUGUGAUUGCAGAAAUCUGUUAG